This is a messenger RNA of Amoebophrya sp. A25, 7677 nucleotides long. The record is from the annotation of a GenBank genome assembly. Lineage: Eukaryota; Dinophyceae; Syndiniales; Amoebophryaceae.
AGUUGUAAUGCUCAUGGAUACAUAUACUUAUCUAAUUGCCUUUUGUAAAUUUGUGAAUACAGUGUCCAUGUCGUUCUUGUCCGUCAUACUCGCGUUGUCGACGUCUACCUAUCUUAUUCUUGUUCUUGAUACUGAAUUUUUUCCAGUGGAUUUUGAUAGAUAGAUAAUCUAGUGGGAAGACUGGAAAGUUGUUUUGCAAAUCUACAUUGUUCUUGUAUUAGCAAAUCAUUUUCAUGCAUAAAUAUUCUAUGUCUUUGUCACUGUGCAUAAAAACGAGGGACGAGGGUGCUGUCAGUCUCAUCGUAGAGAGCAUGGGAAUUCAUACAUCUGACUGUAUUAGCAGGUCGUUGCGACGUGUACGUCGUGGCACUCAGCUAAUUAUACUACUCAGCGAAUCCUCACUUUCUAUAGGCCAUCCUAUGGAUAUUUGACUAAAUUCCAUUCCUGGUUUACAGCCUGCUACUUUGAAAUCUUGUAAACAUACCUGAAAAUCUGCAUGAUUACAUGUUUUGAAAACCUCGUAGUACUGUGCUAACCGAGUGCGUACCGUGUGAAUCGAGUCGAUAAGUCGUGCACAGGUGUACUGUACUUGUGUAUGCGAUGGAUUGACUCUUCGCGCAGAUCUGCGAGGUGCAACGUGAAGCAACUAUUUUCCAUUCUUUUUACUAAAAGACACUAACUUCGUGUCGACGAAUGUUUCUUCAAUUAAUAAUUUAAACUUUUUCCGAAAACGCCUGAACGGACCUAGAUCCUUUGAUAGCUGGGGACUAAGAUCUUUUGAUAGCUGGAAGCCCGUUCUAGCGCGAAUACUGAAUCCAAAUCUGCGGGGGCAGGAAUAGCCAGACGCGGCUAACCCCAGAACUUAGAACGCGAGACCAUUCGGUCGUCGGCGUGCGCGCCCUCUCCUCGAAGAGUUCCCGCCAGGGGUGUGCUAAUACAAUGCAAGGCCAUUCUGCAUAAUGAUAAUAAUAGCUGGAAGCCCUUGAUGAAUGCAUCGCUAGCGGGCUCCGGGGUCGGGUGAAAAUGUACAUAGAAGGGUUGCUCAAUUUCAAUUUUCGUUAGUACAUUUCUUCGCUCUCUAUCAAUGAACAGAAUAUGUUUCAGCAUUCCCUUGUCGGAGGUAACAUACAAAGUCAUCACUUUCCUGAUGCUAUUGUCGUCCUCACAGUACUUCUAUUAGUACCACUAGUUUCCAUCUCGUCUCUUAAAAAUAUCACUAGCUUUACAAGUUAGUAGUCGUGCUCUACUCCGCAUGGGAUGCAUCGAAGAAGUCGAUUUUAGUGAGGCUGUAACCAUAAUAUUAGUGAGGCUCUAACCACUAGGGGAGUCGCGGUGGAGUCAAAUGGAAAUUUCUUGUGAUCCGGUGCUUCAGGCGUAGUGCAUCGUAAUAGAAGGAGAUUAAUGGACUCCACCCGUCGCCGGCAGGCACACCGGAUAUCCCUGCGAUCACCCUUCCGGAGAUCUUGGCAUACAAAAAAAUGUCAUGUAGGGCUGAGGCGGGAGCCCAUCUAAAUCUAAUAAUCUAUGUUUAUGAUUCGAACUCAGGGCAUGUCUAAGAUUAAUGUUGGCGGGGGCAGGGUGAUCUGGAUGUGUUUCAUCUUCAUGAGCUCAUCGCCCUGCGCUAGAGUGUUGUCAGACUUCCUCGUGGCUGGGGUGUCAUUAAUUGACUAAAUGAAUCAUAAGAAAAAGUUGAAGAAAUCAUAGAUCAAGUUCGUCAUAAUUUUCCAUGUACUUCUCAGUUCUUACUUGUGGGUGAUGUGGUGCAGUACACUUUAUAUUGCUUGCCAAGUAAAGUCCUAUCUCUGUGAAGAAGAGUGCAGUCACUCUGUUUGAUAAACGCAACUUCAAAUAGAUUGCUCUGCAACUUCUUCAGAGUCCUGCGUACCUACAAGAACUUCAAAAUCAAUAAAUUUUCACACACCCUCAAAAACAUCGACUACUGCUUCGUCAUACGACCUUAAAACUAGCGAUCAUACUUACUACUAGCAGCUGUGACCAUAGCUUACUACUGUGCAAUUGCAUCAAUCCUUGUUGCUCGGUUCUCGUUGUCGCCAUGAAAACCGAUAAUGCUGGCAUGGUCGAAAUCAUGGCCGUGUAUUACUGCACAUGAACAAUACGGCGCAUACUAGGUCGAUCAUGGCUGGCCUCGUGCAUGGAUUUGAGUUGCCAUUUAAUGAACGAGGUGCCAUGAGCCGAUGCCAUCUAUCUAUUUCAACUCGAUGAACUCAAAAUUGAGUAGUUGGUUCUUGUCCUCGUCAAUUCCAUCUUAUCUCUUGAAGGCUCGUAGUGCCCUCGUUUUCCGACAUUUGGUCUUGUAGUUCGGUGUCCGAAAAAACGCAAAUUAGACAACGAAUCAAACUUGAAGCGCAAAAUAUUCAAAAUCACUCUGUCGUUAAAAAUGAUCAUUAUAUAUGUUUAUGUCGUGGUGUCGAAAUAUUCUCCUGUGGUCCUCGACGUCUCCGAUACAAGCACGGGCCCUUGAAUUUGGAGAGUCUUCCAAAACGUGAUCAUCCUACGUCGUGACAACCAACAUACAAUCAUCAUAGUAUCAAACCCUUCGUUCCUCAGAUGAUAAUCCUUUUCAACUAUCCUCCUGAAACAAACCCCGUGAUUUGAAUACGAAGGGUCCGUCAUAAUGGUUUCUUCCUUCACGAUUUUCAGUGGCUUCUGAUGAGGUGAUAAGGUUCUUGUAGAGAUGACCGACAUCAAGAACUAGAAACUAGAAGAAGAUCAACAUCAGGAACUAGGAAAACCACAAUCAUUCACGACUACGACUUGAAGAACAAAACACAUCUAAUUUAUUUCAAAUCUUUGAUAACAAAAACAAGGAGCGAACAAGCGGUAAAAACUGAAAAUGUCAUGGCUUUCUUCCGUUUCCCGAGGACACCUCCCACUUCUCCUAAAGAUGUUGGGCGGAGCCUCCUUCUACUUCCUCAAGAAUUUGAUGUUUCACCGUAUGGUUCUCCUUGGUGGAUCAUCUUAUGAAGGAGUCGAAGCUGCCUUUCUUCCCCAACUUCCGCUGGUUCCAUCGAAUCGAAUGGAAUCGUCCCCACCAAAAGUUGAAGAUGAUUCGAAGAUGCCUCCUCCUUCCGGAGGCGCUCCUUUUGAUGGAGGUGCUCCUCCUGGUGCAGCUGCUGUGUCGAAACCUGCUUUUGUGACGCAGGCUUUGGAGAGGUUGCAAAGUCCACAUUUGUGGACAGACUCUAUUUUUCCGUUUUUGCCUGUCGCGGUGCCAAUAUCGAAUGGUGUCUGUUGUACUGGAUCACCUACUUGUAGUCUUCCUGCGCCUGACCUUGUUGACGCAGACGCAGCAGGAACAGACACAAAGAUUUUGAAGGCUGCAUGUGAUGACUUGACGUACGAGCUAAUGAAGGCGGACGGUUUGGCAGGUCACAAUAGAGAGGUGAGGCUCUAUUGCGCAAAGGCAUUUUAUCUUCAAGUACUGUCUCCUCUUUCAUCGACGUCAUCUGGGCAACACCAGGACAAAAUAAUUACGAAAAAUAGUACCCUCGGCGUCGAUGGCGCGUUGGCUGUCCUUGCUGAUGCUGACAUUGUGGUGCUGGAAAAGAUGAAAUUCGUGGAUAACUACAAAAGUCUUGUGGAGAGAUACAGCCGUUACUUCCUAGAAGUAGGGGCAGUCCUCGGAGGAUCCUCGAGACGUUGUAGCGUCAGCGUUGACGCUUUAUUCGCCAUAAUGCAUGCUCUCGAUAUGGUGCAUAAACACAUCGCGGAUGGUCUCCAUCUCUCAUCACCUCUGGGGGAAGGAGACUCUCACGCUCGUGACUAUCCACUGAGCAAGGCCUACUCAGCGAAUGUUCUCUGGAAAGCAGAAGAAAUAAUGCGGAUCAAUAAGGCUUCUAAAGGACAAGGACUCGGACUUUCAGAAGGAGACGAAGAGGAAAGCCUUCGAAAAUUGCAGCAACUUCAAGAAAGUGCAGGAGUCGAGGACGCAAAAGAAGGCAGCAAAGCACUGGGGAGGAUCCUCUUUCGAGGAAAACAUCCCCAAGGAAGAAACGACAAGCCAGAGGAGGCAGUGCGAGACCUUCAAGAAACUAGGCACACCCGCAAACUGGUUGGGGAAAUGCUAGAGAAAGAUAGUGCGCAUCUAGCGAAGGCGUGGGAAUGGCUGACUAAGCACAUCCCCACUGCGGUUGUAAAAGAAGCGCGGUUGCCUGUCGUGCAUCUUCUAGGCGGGCCGACGAGAUACGCUGAGAACAUCGUCAUGAUCGGUCGCGACUCGCAUCAGGCUAUCGCAGAACGGGAACGCGUUGGCCGCGAUAAUUUUGUGGAAUACCCGUGGCGAGACCCACACAAGCAAACUUGGGCUCAAACGCUGGUUUACCUCUACAAAGCGUGGUGGAAGGAAAUCGAGCAACAGUGCAUACGUAAUGAUGUCAUCAGUGGUGGUGGAGAACAAGAAGAAGAUCACCCGGAACAUCUUCACGGAGAUCCGCUUCAAACAAGGGAUAUCGAUAUGUUGAAAACAAGACUGAAGCAACUACGUACUCUACGAAGAGCCCGCGACUGGCUGCUAAAAUUUUCAAAUUUGGACAGUCUGUGGAGGUCAGACCCCCCCCGUGAAGGUUCCUCCCAGUCCCACCAAAUCUCCCAGAGGACGUACUCAUAUGACAGGAUGUUUCCGAGACUCCAUGCGCGUCUGCAACGUGUCGCUGAGUGGAUGCAAUUUUGGAGGGAGCAGCUGGAAGCUGAAACGGAUGACAAAAAGCGGCCAUUUCUUGUGGAGAAAAAACCUCUCAAGGAGGAGCUCCUGCCCAGGAACAAAAGCGUUUUAGCGCAAGAAUUGGUUUCCGACGAGAAACUUUACUCCCUUGCUUUUGCUUCCACGCGGGGAGAGAUCAUGUGGGAUGAAGAUGGAGGAAGCGUUACAACCCUAAGUAUGCCAAAGCUGCAUUCCCAAGAAGAAGAACAAGAGCGCUUGUUUGGAGGACCUACACGGGAUCAUGAUAAUCUUCAAAAUGCACGGGUCUUCACUGCAGAAGUUUUCAAAAGUUCUUUGGAUUUUUGGAAGGAAUUUUUCAGCUCCAAGACCACGAAAUCGGCAGAAGGCGGCAUCGACGAAAAGGAAAUAUAUGCGGUGCAGAAGGACUUCGAUUUCGGUUAUUCCGAUCGAGAAGCAGCAAAAUUGGCAUUGAAAACUGCGAUUCGUCUUUCAUUUCCUCCCAAAAACACCUUUCCGGCGUUUUUUCGAACUCCUCAUAAUUUGUUCCACGAAAAAAUACAAAAGAAGGAGCUUCACGAUUUUAGCGAAAGUUUCCAAUUAAGAGCCAGUUGCUGGGCCCGAUUCUUCUAUCAAGAGCUCGGCUACCGGAAAGAUGACCUUGGCUCGAGAGUUUUUGCUGCCCUCGAAAAGCAAACUUUCUGGAGCAAAGGUCUCGUAAAAAAAGAAGAUGGGGACAAGGGCAGCCUCCACUACGUCGCCAACCUUCAGGAUUACAACCCGCUGCUCGGGCACCUGCGGCUCAUCAAUCGCGCAACGACUGAGGGGACCCGAUCCAUGGAAAAAUGGACCAUCUUUUUGGGCGAGCAGAUGAAAGACCAUCCACAAUUACGGCGAUUCUUAGUCAAAAAGGAUGCAGAGGAAUUUUUCAGGUCCGCCUUGAGCAGAACAUCAACAACAACAACGUCUAGUAGAAGUCGUUUCGAUGGUUUCGCAUACGACUACAACUACAAGCUUGAAGAAGAAGUCCUCUCUGAUGUCCAAGACAACGAGGGUGGCGAUCAACAUCAUGAUGUACCAGCGGAACAGCAAGAAGGACAUCAAGCACAGCUAGGACACCCGGAUCAACAAGUAGUAGAAGGACAUCAAGAAGAACAACAGGAGGGACAACAAGCAGGAACAGCAUCGAGCGUGCCGUCGUUUCAUCUUGGUCCAAUUUUUGGGCCGAUCUUGAUCAAAACUACAGCUGGAGGCGGGUCUUGGUACUACGGUAGCAGUCUUGGAGGAGAGGCAUACACAGACGGGAAAAGAUUUACACGAUGGAAGCUAUGGAUGAGACAUUUUGUCCAUGAUCGCAAAAUUGAUGUUGUCGAGGCAUGGAUGAUGGCAGGAAUUUACUCAUCUGCGUCCGGAGGAGAUGGCCAUAGAACCCUUUUUCCAUGCAUUGGCUUGACGGGGCAGAGCAAGUCUGAUGAGGAGCAAUUGGCUUCUACGAGAGGAGGUGGACAACAGCUUCUACAUGUCGGACAGGAUGCUCCAGGCUUUUGUCAGCGAAGAGAGGAGGUCCCCGGAAAGCGUCAUGCAGCAGAAGAACAAGAAAUUUCUGACAUAUCGUACGCCCUACCAAUGUACUUUGAAAUAUGGAACUUCUGGAAGGUACAUCUACUAAAGCAGAACCCUCACCUACUUGUCCACCUAUCGGCUCGAAAUCCCACCGAUGAAUCUUCCGACUCCGAAGAGGAAGAAAUACAAGAUGACAACAAGAGCAUGCCGAUGCGGAGCAACCUUGAAGAUGUGGCUUCUUCAUCUUCUUCGAGAGCUCCUACAACAACUACAUCAACAACCACGACGUAUGCAGACAUUGUUGCGAUGACGACUAAGGAGUUGCUGGAAAGAAACGUGACUCAGGAGAUUGCGGAGAAGCAAAUCCAUUUUGACAAAGGUGAAGCGUAUCGAACAAUCUUGGCCUUGCGCGGACUCCUUCAAGAUGCAGUGGAUUAUGAUAAUGUCAAUGCGAUAGCGGCAAAUUUCGCCAGGAUGCGAUGGACGUGAAGGAUGCGAUCCCGGCAUGCGACGGACGCCAAUAAGAACAUGUAGUUCUAGCACUAGUACUGUUCAUCUCUCGGAGAUUGUUAGCACUGCUUCAAAGAAUGUUGCCUACCGUACUUCAAAGGAUGUUAUACACUUGAUGAGAGCCGGCGUAUCACUGGAUAACUUAUACUUGAAGAUGAGAACCUGAACCGGUAUGAAUACGUAUACAUGGAUAUUACCUUGACUUGUAUGCUAAGGAUGUUGUAGCUAACCUCAAGAAGGUUUGAAGUUGGGGGGGGGGGGUUCUCGGUUGAUGUUGCUGUUUGCCCGAUACAAUUGUAGGGCUUAGGGUUUAAAAAACUCAAAAACAUUCUUCUAAGAACAUUCCUGCAUUUAUCAAACAAGUAGCUGGACAAGGUAGAUAUCUAGGUGGUCUCGAGGAGGAAGCAUACUAUUACCUGCGAUAGCACAACGAGAAGGGCCUCCACUACUACUUACUUGUACAAUGCUACUUACGUGUAUAUACUUAAUAUAAAAAUCAGCACAUUCAUGAGCAUCUAUGCACAAGUCAGAGAAGUCUUGGCUUUCUGACUUUUUGCACUCAAUCAGGAGUGCAACAUCGUAAUCCAUCGACUGAUUAGACUAAUGAUUUUAGGCAUUCGACGGGGACGAGCAACAUGGUAAAGACUUGAAGAGACUUCAUUUUCAGCCGCUUCUGGUAGAAAAACUAGAACUCAACUGCAAACUCUAGAUCUUCUAGAAUUUUGUACAGCGAACAUGAGUUGUUUUUAGUAGAACUAUUUAUAAAACUCGUCUUCGAUCUCGUCUUGUUGACAAUUGUCGGUUGCAUGGCGCGAAGGAGGGCUCAGAAAUUUGGAUCAUUGGUCUCGAAAAGGAUCUGAGGAAAUGUUACAGCGCGCAACACAGUUAUGAUCGUCUAGAAUCAUGUGAAUGAAUCACCGAUGGAG